AUGCCCUGCUUUAAGGGCAUCGCAGUUAGCAUUCAUGCGAACUCUGCCCCACUCCCGGAAUACGGUCUGCAGAAGCAAUCUCGUCUCUCUCGCAUCAGCACCUACAUACCUGUUCCGCAACCUCAGCUAAACCCGGAGACAUCUAAACAUGAAGCAGCCAAAUUCGCAAUCUCAAUCACCUUACUGACGCCCAAUCACCCGAUUCCCUACACGACUCCGAAACCAACCGCUGCGAAUCCCCACCCGAGACCCCUCUACGCGGGGCCUCUUCCGUCGUCGACUUCUGAUCCCUCCAAGCAUGCCAACACCGUAACCCCGUAUAUCCCUAUGACAAAUUCCGAAAACGAAACUAUCGCUGCAUAUAUCUAUUUUGACGGACGAGCUAAAGAGGAGGUCGCUACUCUAUUACGGCCAGGAGAAGAAACCUGGGUUAACAGCCGUUGGGUACAAGUUCCUGACAGUGAAGGCGGUGGCUUAGCCGAGCGAGAAUUCCUGUUCCGCGAGGUCGGUUUAGAAAGAUGGCUCAACGGAUUAGACCUUAAAGGCCACGAUGCCGCAGAAAAGGUUGAGAAACGAAGACAGAAGUUCGAGAGACGUCACCGCCGGCAUAGAUCUACGCCCCACGGUGGUGAAAUGGAAGCGGAGAAGACUACAAAGACUCGAGAUACUCUAGCCUACGGUGCGGACGACCAAUCCCCUCUAGGAAGCCCCGACGACUCGGGUGACGAUUCUAUGUCUGAUGACGACGAACCUCCUGAAGCUACCGGUCAAAUUAAAGUGGCUAUGUUCCGAGUGAUUGCCUCUGGAGAAAUUAAGAAGGGAGAGUAUUCACCUCAGUUCGAUGCCCACGACGAUGAUGACGAAAGUGAUGCCGAAAACAAGGGGGGUAGCAAUGGGGCUAUCGAUGCGGACGUCGAGCACACCACUAGUUUUGCUAAGCCGAAGACUCUGGAUCCGAAGACUAUCAGUACUCAGACAGUGACUGGGAUCGACGGUCCCGACAAACCAUAUGCGGUUUUCACCUUCUUCUACCGUGGCCAACGCCAACUUACUAAGAUGGGAUUGUUCCCCGGCGCCAAAAACGACCAAAAAGCACCGGGUGCUAAGAGACGAUCUACUCAACUAGAUUUCUCUGGCCUCGGCCCAUUGAAAUCUACUGGUACCGUUGGAUUCUCCGCUUUUAGAGAUCAAGGGGCCGAAAAAGCCAAGAGACGCAAGGCUCGGAGGAAGAGCAGCAGCGCAAACAACGGCAACCUUAUGGACGAAGAUAGUGAUGACGAUGAUGAUAACGAUGUUGAUCCCCUUACCAAGAUGCAGGAGAAUGACGACAAGGACGUCAAGACCCAUCUGGCACCAGAAGAUGCCAAGGUAACCGGGGAAUUACAAGCUGGUAUUGACCGGAUUCGCCUCAAGCGACAGCAUUCAACGGAACCCGAUGCUUCCGGUGCAUCAAGCUCGAGAGUAUCACCUGGUGCAGGCGCUAACGCUGGGGAAUCCACACCCACGGAAUCGUCAUCAAGCAAUCAAGCCGUUCCUAAUUCGGUAGCAAACCUACUUUCUCAAGCUUUCAACGGAGAUACGACUAUUGGAAGUCCCUUAAAGAAGCAACGAGCAGACGAUGAGACGCCAGACCGUUCUAUAGGCUUCCCGUCUGCCUUAGGCGAUGUAUUAGGUAGAGCUACAGCGGACCAACAGAAGAAGGAAGCACAAUCUUCGGCCCCAGUCGAGGAUGAGGUACUGUAG
This is a messenger RNA of Hypoxylon trugodes, 1743 nucleotides long. RefSeq lists its product as uncharacterized. Bases 1 to 1743 code for a protein of 580 amino acids. The transcript is spliced from 3 exons. Lineage: Eukaryota; Fungi; Ascomycota; Sordariomycetes; Xylariales; Hypoxylaceae. The record is from RefSeq and is a predicted model, not a curated record.